AUGGAAUCAAGCAUCAACGAUGCCGAAAGAGAAACUAUACAAGAUCCUUUAACAGAGGAACAAUCAACGGCGGUAGUUGAGGAUCUCGACCCAAUGCCGUUUAAUGAUGCAUCUCUGAAAAACAUAUCGGAGAGGUGCCACAAAUUCUUCACUGUACUAAAAAAUCAGCAAGAUUUUGAGUGGACGCCAGAAUGUAAACAAGCAUUGCAAGAGCUUAAAAGAUAUCUUUCAAGUCUGCCGUUGCUGUCAAAACCUAACCCCGAGAAGAAGCUAUUUCUAUAUCUUGUCGUUUUAGAGGUAUCAGUAAGUGCAGCUCUAGUACGGGAAGAAGAAGGUAAACAGUCUCCGAUUUAUUAUAUUAGUAAAACACUUUUAGAUGUCGAAACAAGAUAUCCGUAUUUAGAAAAAUUGGCUCUAGCUUUAAUACAUGCUGCUAAAAAAUUAAGACAUUAUUUUAAAAGUCAUCCAAUUGUCGUGGUAACGACAUUCCCUCUACGGAGUAUUCUCCAUAGGCCGGAGUUAUCAAGCAGAUUGGCUAAAUGGGCGAUUGAACUUAGUGAAUUUGAUAUUACUUAUCAACCAAGAAAUGCUAUAAAAUCGCAAAUUCUUGCCGAUUUUGUGGCAAACUUUAGUUCAAAAUUAACGUUAGAAGUGGAAAAAGAAACCAUCACAACUUCAGGGUCAUUCUUUGGGAUAUGGACCCUGUACACGGAUGGGGCAACUAAUGAAAGUGGGUCGAGAUUAGGCUUAGUGCUAAAAGUACCCAGCGGAGAAAUUGUCCGCCAAGCCAUUAAAUUCCCAAAGAUUACUAACAAUGAAGUUGAGUAUGAGGUUGUUGCUGCAGGUUUAAAGCUUGCUUUGAAAUAUAGAGCAGAAAGCAUCAAGGUACACUAUGAUUCGCAAUUGGUGGUUAACCAGGUGAAUGGAACUUUCAGUAUAAAAGAACCACGAAUGCAGAAGUAUCAAACGCAGAUAUCAGACCUCUUUGCAAAAUUCAAAGACUGGGGAUUAGAGCAGGUUCCACGGGAAAGCAACGCCGAGGCCGACGGCUUAGCAAAAUUGGCAUCAGCUGCUGAUCCCGCAGAACCAGAAAGCAGAAGUGUGAUCCAUUUAUUGCAUCUAAUUGGUUGCGAAAUUGAAGUACGCACAACGGGAUCAGCACAUCAUUGGAGAAAUGAGAUACUUGAUUAUUUGCAACAAGGGACUCUACCCACAGAUAAGAAAGAAACACGAAAAUUACGAGUAAAAGAAGCUACAUAUUGCUUGGUUUACGGAGAGUUAUAUCGGAGAACCUUUGGAGCGCCACUCGCCAAGUGUUUAGGCCCAACGAACACAGAACCCGCUAUGCAACAAGUGCAUAGUGGAUAUUGUGGAAAUCACUCCGAUGGGAGAUCAUUAGCCUGA
Lycium barbarum (goji berry) is the source of this 1404-nucleotide messenger RNA. RefSeq lists its product as uncharacterized. Bases 1 to 1404 code for a protein of 467 amino acids. The transcript has 2 exons. Gene Ontology annotation, molecular function: nucleic acid binding; RNA-DNA hybrid ribonuclease activity. The record is from RefSeq and is a predicted model, not a curated record. NCBI's taxonomy places the organism in Eukaryota, Viridiplantae, Streptophyta, Magnoliopsida, Solanales, Solanaceae.